GCUUGGUACGGGACUGUUCCCCUCUCCGGCAGCGCUCCUCUCGGCCCCGCUUGGUACGGGACUGUUCCCCUCUCCUCUCGGCUCCUCUCUGCCCCGCUUGGUACGGGACUGUUCUCCUCUCUGCUGUUCUCCUCCCGGCCCCGCUUGGUACGGGACUGUUCCCCUCUCCGGCUGCUCUCCUCUAGGCCCCGCUUGGUACGGGACUGUUCCCCUCUCCGGCUGCUCUCCUCUCGGCUCCCGCCUUCCCUCGGCCCCCCGGGCACAGCCGCAGGUCUGGGGGGCCAUUCUUGCGCCCGAGGUUGUGGGCGCUUCCAGCCCCGCAUUGGUGGCCUUGAAACCUUCACGGCCCGAGGAGGCUGGCAAGGCCUAUGGAGCCACGAGGGAUUGUCAAAGCCUUUCCCAAGAGGAAGAAGGUGAAGGAUGACUUGGGGAAAAGUGUCCCUCCAAAGAUCCCAAAAGAGGAAGGAAMAGAGAAGAAGGACCAGAACUUACCUGAGGCAGAAUGGCUGAAACCAGUCAUUGCCUACGUGCUGCAAGCUGGCAUUGGCCAGGCGAGGGCUGAGAUCUUCCACAAGCAGAUUGUCCAGAAUGGGGGUGUUGUAUGCAGCCAGCUGUCCUUGGAGGUGACACACGUCAUUGUGGCUGAGGACAUGGACUGUGAUCGCGCCCUCCGGCUCCUCAAAUUAACCAAGCUGCGCCCAGGACUGCAACUGGUGAAGGCAUCCUGGCUUAGUGCUUGCAUUAGAGACCAGAAGCUGCUGAGUACUGCUGGCUAUGGUGUCUUUAUCCCUCCCAGGUACCUGGAGGAUGACGAAUUCCAGAAAGUACAGCAACAGAUCCUGGACAGAUCAAAAAUCCAGCCCCCAGCAGAGGAAGGAGCGGUGAGACUGAAUACYGAAUCACAGGCAGAGGAUUCCUCACAACAUGGCUUGGGCACUCUUGGACAGCAGCAACUGGCUGAGAAAUACUCUGAUGAUGAAGACAGUGAAGGAGAAGAUGCUGGUGUCACCCAGGGAGAUCUGGAAGCUUUGAUUUCUGGCCACUACCCUGUGAAAUYGUCAGAGGAGAUCAGUGACAGCUCUUACACAGUGGCCCAGCCUCCCAGCAAGUGGGUUUGUGCCCAGUCUUCCAACACCAAGAAGGAAAAUCACAACCAAUGCAUCACAGAGAAGCUGGAAGUGCUGGGAAAGGCUUACUCUGUCCAGGGGGACAAGUGGAGRGCUCUGGGCUACUACAAAGCAAUCAAUGCGCUCAAGAGCUACCACAAACCAGUCACUUCCUACCAGGAAGCCUGUAAAAUCCCUGGGAUUGGGAAGCGGAUGGCAGAGAAGAUCCAGGAGAUCUUGGAGAGUGGGCACCUGCGCAARCUGGAUCACAUCAGUGAGAGUGUACCUGUGCUGGAGUUAUUUUCCAACAUCUGGGGAGCWGGGGCCAAGACAGCUCAGAUGUGGUAUCAGCAGGGUUUCCGGACGCUGGAUGACAUCCGCACCAAGGCCACUCUGACCAGCCAGCAGGCUGUGGGGUUGAAGCACUACACGGAUUUCCUGGAGCGCAUGCCUCGGGAGGAAGCUGCAGAAAUAGAGCAGACUGUCAGACAAGCUGCCCUGGCCCUGAAGCCUGGGCUCGUGUGUGUGGCCUGUGGCUCCUACCGUCGGGGAAAGGCCACCUGUGGAGAUGUGGAUGUGCUGGUCACUCACCCGGAUGGGCACUCUCACCGUGGGGUGUUCAACAAGCUGCUCGACAGCCUCCGCAGGAGCGGUUUCCUUACAGAUGAUCUGGUGAGUCAGGAGGACAAUGGAGAGCAGAAGAAGUACCUGGGCGUGUGCCGCCUGCCCGGGCCUUCGCAGCGUCACCGCCGGCUUGACAUCAUCGUGGUGCCGUACCGGGAGUUCGCCUGUGCCCUGCUCUACUUCACGGGCUCGGCUCACUUCAACCGCUCCAUGCGCGCCCUGGCCAAGACCAAGGGCAUGAGCCUGUCRGAGCACGCGCUCAGCUCGGCCGUGGUGCGAGGCUCAGGGGGUGCCAAGGUGUCRUCUGGCCAUACUCUGCCCACUCCCACCGAGAGAGAUGUCUUCAUUCAGCUGGGGCUGCCUUAUCGGGAGCCCUCAGAACGGGACUGGUGACGCUUGGUUGUCAUUCUGGGCUUACUGCUGUGCUGCUGUUUUGAAGGGUGCUGAUUUCUCCAGUGCUGCUCUGAGGUGCCUGCAGGCAUUUCAGCAAACUGGGGCUCCUUGCAAGCAUGAGGCCCUGCUGCUGGCACAGCUCUGUGGCUUCCUCAGAGGCUGUGGGCUGGAACCAUACUGGAAGUGUUGUUUUGGUGCACCUACCAAAAGGGCUUGCUGCCCAUCAGGUACUCUUGCCUUGUUCUCCCCAGCUUUGGAAGACUGGGCUGCAGAGCUUUGUGAUCCAGCCCCAGACAGUGCUUGGGAACAAGGGAAGUGGGAUGCAUCUUCCUCUGUGUCUGAGCACUGGCACUCCAAAAUUUCUGUCCUGAGUUGUGAAUGAAGGCAGCAGGGGUCUAGCAUGGCCCUGCCUUCCCCCUUCUCACUGCUGCUGGCAGCUGCUAGUGCAGGAGUCACAAGGGGUUAACCUGUGCUGUUGCUGUGUCCUUCUGUCUGAGCUGAUGUGUCCUUUAGUGGGUCCCACUGCACAGGGCCAGCUGCUGUGACUGCCACCAGGUCAGGUCAGCCUUGAAAGAGACAGAGGGACCUGAGGUGCUGUGCCUGCUUGCUCCCAUCCUUGUGUGCUGAGGAUCCUCCACAUUCACUGAGAGCUCUGGUCUGGCCCAAGAGCUCCUUUCCUCUUGGUGCAGCAAAGCAGCAGAGCUCACAGCUUGGGGAGCUGUGCUCAGGGAAGAUUUGAAUGUAAUGGCAGUGAAUGUAACCCAGCAGGGCUGUGUGUCUGUCUGCAGGAGGCAUGGAGGCCGAGAGAAAUACAAGGAGAUAGUGAAGUUCUGAUUUGGGCAAAGCAAA
Molecule: messenger RNA, 2972 nt
Organism: Malurus melanocephalus (red-backed fairy wren)
Lineage: Eukaryota; Metazoa; Chordata; Aves; Passeriformes; Maluridae
Gene: POLL
Product: DNA polymerase lambda
Exons: 9
Coding region: 369-2123 (584 amino acids)
Biological process (GO): double-strand break repair via nonhomologous end joining
Cellular component (GO): nucleus
Molecular function (GO): DNA binding; DNA-directed DNA polymerase activity
Source: RefSeq, a predicted model, not a curated record